AUGCGGUGCGCCAGAGGCUGCCGAGUCCACCCAAGGCCGCCCUGCCCCGGCCCGCACCCUCACGGCGCCCGAGACCGGUUCUCUUCUAGAAGGUGUCUACGCCAUCGCUCCUUCCUCAGGCGCACGGCCGCCGGACGUGGCGGCCAACGGCUCCUCCUGCGCCUCCCCACUGACAGCCCUGGUCUGCCCGAGCGUGCGCCCUUGCCCUUGCUCGCGUACCGGCUUCGCCCCGCGGGGCCUUUCUCCACCUCGACCUCCUUGGUGGCUGGAACCAGCCUGAUCCUGCCGCCUCCAGGAGGGAGGAGCCCGGGGGGUGGGGCUCCUCCUUCCCUCCCCGCUCUGUCUCCUUUUCCCGGGUUAGCGGCGAGAGAUCAGCGGGAUCCCACAAAGCAGGUUCCGCCGCUAACAGAUCCUAGGACUCGAAGCCCAGUCUGGAACUUUUCUGAGGCCGGGAGGACCUGGGGUCAGACUGCAGCGAGCUCCCAGUCAGCUCACGAAAGCCCGCUCAAACUUCCAGCUGGACUCGGGCAAAGGAAUAAGGUUACCAGAAACUACAGAAGCCAACCCUCUUACCAUCGGUUCCGAGGGGGAAAUGCGAAAGGGCCGCCUCGAGAGCCGACGUGCACCCACCGCUGUACCUCCAGGCGCGCGCGCGCGUCCAACAGGGAGUUCGCAGAGCAGUGGGUUCAGAAGGCCCGAGGAGGGCAGCAAGCCUGGAGGCCCAGAGGCCAAGAGCCUAGAGGUGCCCUGGAGGCCGGAGGAUCGCGGCUGCGCUCGGAACGGCCCCGUCGCGCGCGGCCCCGGUCCCUCCCGGCGACAGGUGCAGCCGCAGCCUCCGCCGCCCGCUGGGCCGGGGCGGCCGCCGCGCAUUGGUGCGGAACCACUAUCGGAACGAGUUUGCGCUUCUGUUUACAAAGCAAUCCUUCCAUCAAAAGAGGAACAAAAUCACCACUUAUCACACCCUGUCAUAAAGUAAUCUGCCCCGGAGGGAAAGCCUGGCACAGAAGCGCGCGGAGUGUGUGUGUGUUGGAGCGGGUGAGGGGCGCAAUGUUGGGGGGGGGGCGCAAAGGAAAGGGGAACUCUCCCAACUCUUUUCCAGGGAAAACCGCUUGGACAAGCCGUGUCCCUCCAGGCCAGGGAAACAGAGGGUAGUCCGAACGCUGGCGCGGGGAUGUGACAGAGGAGUCCACGCUGGGAACUGACUCGGCCGGGCACCGGAUCGCCCUCUUGACUCUUUGGAAUCUGCAUCGCCCCUCCUCCACUGUCUGCUUUUGGGGUGUCUUCCAAGACGCUCCCCAGUCCCCUCUCCUCCAUACAAAUAGAUGGGCAGAGAAGGGAAGCGUGCCUUCUCAGAAACUUCAAGGUCUCUUUCUGUCUCUCUGCCCCAGGAAGUCUACACGGCCCAAAGGACAGUCUUCAGGAACUCCUAACUGUGGGGAGGGUUCUGCUCCCCUAAACCCCCAUAUCCCCCCGCCCAUGCACUUGUUCUUGGAUGAGGGGAGGGUUAAGGACAGGGAGGGUUAACUGGUCACUGAUGACUCAUGUCACUCAGUCAUGUCCAACUCUUUGGGACUCCAUGGACAGUAGCCCCCCAGGCUCCUCUGUCCAUAGGA
Molecule: messenger RNA, 1613 nt
Organism: Bubalus bubalis (water buffalo)
Lineage: Eukaryota; Metazoa; Chordata; Mammalia; Artiodactyla; Bovidae
Exons: 3
Coding region: 1-1152 (383 amino acids)
Source: RefSeq, a predicted model, not a curated record